Rhinichthys klamathensis goyatoka is the source of this 2062-nucleotide messenger RNA. It is a transcript of the gene rxfp3.2b, whose product is annotated as relaxin family peptide receptor 3.2b. Gene Ontology annotation, biological process: G protein-coupled receptor signaling pathway; immune response. Gene Ontology annotation, cellular component: membrane. Gene Ontology annotation, molecular function: G protein-coupled receptor activity. The record is from RefSeq and is a predicted model, not a curated record. Lineage: Eukaryota; Metazoa; Chordata; Actinopteri; Cypriniformes; Leuciscidae. The coding region runs from base 347 to 1549 and encodes 400 amino acids. The transcript has a single exon.
AAAAACUUUACUGUGCAAAUUCCUAUGAUGAAAUAUAACACGUGAAAACUAGGUUUCAUUGCUUACCGUAUGUAUCUGACAUAAAGCGACGCGUGCCUCAGCAGCGCGCGGAGGCGCGUCAUUCUCAUCGGAGUAUAAAAGAAUGUGCGCGCGCUGCAGAGCGCACAGAGGUGCGCGCGCGAGAGAGAGGCACUGAUGAGACCGCGCUCUCGCUGCCGGUGAACUAAUUAUACUUAACGGGAACAAAGUGCAGUGGUCACAAUGAACUUGAGAUAAAUUAGAUGAAUGGACUCUUUUCGCCGUUUGUAUCAUUUCACCAUGACAAGAGACUGAGUGGGAGUCUGCAAUGGAGAGGAAUAACACAACACAAACUCUGGAUCUGGGAGAAUGUGAGCACACACUGGAACCCAGCGCGGCUCUGGACAACUGCACGGACUCUGUCAGCGGGAACCUGUCUUUACGCUGCUGGCUGCAACUGUUGACAAAGGAGUCUAGUUCAACACUACAAGGUGAUGGGUCUAGUUUGGCUGUGCGUGUGAUGAUCGCCCUCAUUUAUUCGGUGGUGUGUGCUCUAGGACUUGUAGGCAACUCUCUGGCGCUCUACCUGCUACACUCACGCUACCAUCAGAAGCAGUCUUCCAUCAACUGCUUUGUGAUGGGUUUGGCUCUAACCGACCUGCAGUUCGUCCUAACCCUACCGUUCUGGGCCGUAGACACGGCGUUAGACUUCCGCUGGCCCUUCGGCAAAGUUAUGUGCAAAAUCGUCAGCUCCGUCACCACUAUGAACAUGUACGCCAGCGUAUUUUUCCUGACCGCCAUGAGCGUGGCCAGGUACUACUCCAUCGCGUCAUCAAUGAAGAUGCACAGUCGCAGAGCGGCGGCGGCUGCGGCCAAAUGGAUCAGCUUGGGCAUUUGGGUCGUAUCCCUGAUAGCGACGCUCCCGCAUUCCAUUUAUUCCACCGUAGCCCAAGUUGCAACGGAUGAGGAGCUAUGCUUGGUGCGCUUCCCCGAAACGGGAAGCUGGGACCCGCAGUUGUUGCUAGGACUAUACCAGUUGCAAAAGGUCCUGCUUGGUUUUCUGAUCCCACUAGUGGUGAUUACCGUGUGCUAUCUCCUACUUCUAAGAAUCGUGCUAAGCCGCAGAGUUAGCGGCGUUGCUGGCUCCGAAAGUGAGCUGGGCCGACACAAGCGGCGCUCAAAGGUCACCAAGUCUGUUGUGAUCGUCGUCCUGUCGUUCUUCUUGUGUUGGCUGCCCAAUCAGGCCCUGACUCUUUGGGGCGUCCUCAUUAAGUUUGACCUGGUGCCCUUCAGCAAGGCCUUCUACAACGCGCAGGCGUAUGCUUUCCCGCUGACUGUGUGCUUGGCCCACACAAACAGCUGCCUCAACCCGGUGAUCUAUUGUCUAAUCCGCCAGGAAUUCCGCGCCGGACUCAAAGAGCUUCUGCUGAGGGCCACGCCGUCCUUCCGGAGCCUUACUCGGAUGCUCCCACGCAAGGCAAAGGUGUCCGAGGCUCCUCCGGUACUGGUUCUCGUGCAGAUGGAUGUUUGAUGCUUUUCAGAGAAAAGCGGAUCCUUCACGUUCAACUUUGUUUUUGAUUGACAGGAUGAAGCAGGCGUGAGAAACGUCCUUUGGGAGCUGCCCCACUUUCCCUUCCUCUCGUUCAGAAACUCUUGCGCAUUUCUCCCCUAACUUCCUCCAUACCUUUUGACGCAGAACUGUUUUCACAUGCAUCUCUGGUCAUCGGAGCCACUGGGGAAUUCUGGACACAUUCACCUGUUUGCUUUGCUGCAUAUUUGCAGCAAUGCUUGCUUUAGGAUUUCCCCCCUGAGACAUCCUUCAAAGGAGCGCUAAAUUUUUCAGCCUUUGGAAAAAAGAAGAAAAAACUGUUGAGACGUGGAGGGGUUCAGCCCUUCUCUCGUUUUAUGAGAUAUAAAAAAUUAAUAUGUGAGGAGGAUCAGUGGUUAAUCCAUCAAUCAUUCAAUACAUUGCCAAUUAUACAUUUACUUGCAGUUGUGUAGAUAUAAUGAAGUUUCACACUUUUUGAUUUGUCUUUCAGUGUGU